GGAGGUGUGAGAGGCAGGGGAGGAUCGGGAUAGGAAUCUAUGCUAAAUCAAGGCCCACCACAACCCCGGUGUACGCUCAUGCAAAGCCCACCACACCGCAGGCCGCCCACUCUCCACUCUUGUCAGCUUUCAUCUUCUUAAAUCUGAGACCGCCACAAAGGAGGCCCGCAUCACUUCCUGUUACUUCUAGCAUGAAGUUCGUCAUCGAGCUCUUGUCUGUCAUGGCUGCUCUCCUGUGUACCACAGGGUGUGAGGAGGUGGUGGUCUACGCCACGGAGGGAACCACAGUCACUCUCAGUACCGAGGGGCUCCAAGUCAACACGGGCUACUGGUACUGGUCUCGGAUUGGCUCCCAGCAAGAUCGGCUGGCCUGGCACAACCGUUUUUCUGGCUGGUUGUUUACCAAAGAUGCGCGCUGGACGGGCAGGUUGUCCAUUUCCAAACAUGCACUGAGCAUCACAAGUGUCCAACAGCAAGACUUUGGCACGUUUGUCCUCUCCAAACUUGUCACAAUAGGUGAUGUCAGACCAGUCAAGACCUUCAGACUCUUCAAAAUCACAGCGUCUGCCGACCCGGCCUCUUCUCCUGUGCUACCUGGUGAAUUUGUUACGCUGUCAUGCCAUGUGGACAGUCCUGACAGUGACAACAUGGCUGACAUAUACUGGUUGAGUCCGGCAGGAAGCAAGAUUCGUCAGCGUGAAGGAAAAGUCCAGGUGGACGUUACAGGCCGAGACCACGGAAUAUGGAGCUGCAUUGUCAUGAGGGAACAAAAGGAGGCGAGGGCCACAGUUUCCAUCACAGUUCUUGACCUCCUUCCGGCUCCUCUGCAUCCUCAGUAUGUGCCGGAGCAGUCGUCUCUCAGCAUCCCCUGUUCCUUUCCCUCUCACCUCUCUUGGAAACUAUUCAAAGCCAGGGGCCUCCAGGAAGUCCACUGGUGCUUCAUCCCUAAACCACCCUUGCGUCUUGUUACCCAGGGUCCACAGAAGCUCUUCUCCCUCUCCCUGAUGGAUGAGACGGUGGCUUGGACAUUUGUUCAAAGCAGGGGCUUUAGGCCUGUCCCAGGCCUCCAAACGGGAAACUUGUUUUUGAACAGAAAAGGAGUGACGGCAGAAGACAGAGGAGACUACGUGUGCACCUUCAACUUUAGCAGUGAAUUGAUUCUGAAAAGGACUGUGAGCGUUGAAGUGCUGCAGAUCGUGUCCUCUACGGGUCCAGACCUUAUUUCUGGCCAGCCUCUCAAUCUGACCUGCGGCUUGGGUCAUGAGUUGCCCUCUGACCUUUCUGUGAAAUGGAUCCCACCUGAGUGGCCCUCCGUGCGUUCUCAGCUCAGCGCGGGGCAUCACCCAGCCCAAAUCGUCAUUCCGGAAGUGAGCCAAGGAGACGGUGGCAGAUGGAGGUGUGAUCUGUGGCGUGGCGCCGAGUUGCUGACGUCGGCUGAGAUGACGCUGGCUAUCGCGACAAAGUGGAGCGUGUGGAUGCUUGUGACCGUAUGUGGCGCUGCCGUCAUCAUCUUUGUCCUUCUCCUCCUUAUUUGCAUCACCUGGAGACACAGACAGCGGAACAUGAGACGCCUCAAGCAUGGAUUUUGCCGUUGCAAAAACCCCAAGCCAAAAGGAUACAACAGAAGAUAACACAUCCUGCAGAAUGACUCCUUUCAGCACAUUAAAGGUGCCCUAUCAUACAAAAGUGACUCGUUAAUGAUGUUAUCACAUGUAUAUAUAUAUA
This is a messenger RNA of Dunckerocampus dactyliophorus (ringed pipefish), 1725 nucleotides long. It is a transcript of the gene cd4-1, whose product is annotated as CD4-1 molecule. Gene Ontology annotation, biological process: positive regulation of ERK1 and ERK2 cascade; interleukin-15-mediated signaling pathway; T cell activation. The record is from RefSeq and is a predicted model, not a curated record. Gene Ontology annotation, cellular component: membrane raft; external side of plasma membrane. The coding region runs from base 192 to 1631 and encodes 479 amino acids. Gene Ontology annotation, molecular function: protein tyrosine kinase binding; MHC class II protein binding. Lineage: Eukaryota; Metazoa; Chordata; Actinopteri; Syngnathiformes; Syngnathidae. The transcript is spliced from 10 exons.